This is a messenger RNA of Fraxinus pennsylvanica, 2070 nucleotides long. The record is from the annotation of a GenBank genome assembly. NCBI's taxonomy places the organism in Eukaryota, Viridiplantae, Streptophyta, Magnoliopsida, Lamiales, Oleaceae.
AUGGUGGUUGCUCUCACCAUCGGUACCCGGGAAGACGAAGAAAACAACAGUUCUGGUCGCCAGGAUAUAUCUUCAUCUUCGAAGGCCAUCCAAACUAUCUGUGGAUCAACGGACUAUCAAGAUACGUGCGUCGAUACCCUCAAAUCUUCAGGCAAAAACACUAGUGACCCCAAAGAACUCAUCGAGCUCGCUUUUGAAGCAACAAUCAAGUACAUUGAAAAUGCUGCUAAGAACUCAACUGUCUUGCAAAAGCUUCAAAGCGAUCCCCGGGCAAAAUCAGCACUCAAUAAUUGCCACGAGCUAGCAAAUCAUGCGGUUAACGACCUCAGGAGAUCGUAUAACAAGUUUAAGGAAUUUGAUGUAGCUAAUUUUAGUGCCAUGCUGUCUGAUUUGAAGAUUUGGCUUAGUGGAGCCAUCACAUAUCAAGAAACAUGCUUAGAUGGAUUUGAAGAUGUCCCUGGAGAUGCAGAGGAGAAAAUGAGGGAGGCUUUGAAAAAUGCCAUGGAAUUAACAAGCAAUGGUUUGGCUAUGGUGACUGAAAUCUCGACUGUGAUCGAGUCUUUGGGUGUCCAAGGAUUUAACAAUCGUCGUCUCCUUUCCGAAGAUAUUCCUAUUAUGGGACAUCGUGGUGAAACUCCCGACUGGAUUGACAUUGAAAGGCGUGAACUUCUUAGUUCCAAGCCUAAGAAAAUCAAGCCUGAUCUUGUUGUAGCGAAGGACGGGUCUGGGAAGUACAGUACCAUUAACCAAGCCUUGAAAGACAUUCCGAAAAAUGGCAACAAGACUUUCGUGCUCUACAUCAAAGAGGGUGUAUAUGAAGAGAAGGUGCAGUUCAACAGCAGCAUGACUCAUUUGUUCGUGAUUGGUGAUGGCCCGACCAAGACGAAGAUAACUGGACAUCUGAACUUCAUAGAUGGAACUAACACCUACCAGACAGCAACAGUCGCCGUACAAGCUGACAAUUUCAUGGCCAAGGAUAUUGGGUUCGAAAACUCAGCUGGUGCCGAAAAGCAUCAGGCAGUGGCAUUGCGUGUUAGCGCAGACAAGGCAAUCUUCUACAAUUGUCAGAUGGAUGGCUACCAAGACACGCUUUACGCACACACGUACCGCCAAUUCUAUAGGGAUUGUGUGAUCUCAGGUACCAUUGAUUUCAUUUUUGGCGAUAGUGCUGCUGUUUUCCAGGGAUGCACAUUGGUGGUUCGAAAGCCUAUGGACAAUCAGCAAAACAUUGUGACAGCACAAGGCAGGAAGGACGUGCGCCAGCCGACUGGACUUGUCCUCCAAAACUGCACCUUCACUGCUGAUCCCGCAUACUAUCCAGUCCGCAAAACGCUCAAAUCAUACCUCGGCCGACCCUGGAAAGAAUACUCUCGAACCAUCAUCAUGGAGUCAUAUCUCGAUGAUCUGAUCCAACCACAAGGGUGGUUGCCAUGGAACGAGACGUUUGCUCUUGAAACGCUGUUUUACGCUGAAUUCAACAACAGAGGCCCUGCUGCACCUAAGGCACUGCGGAUUAAAUGGCCCGGGGUUAAGGAACUUCCAUCCAACCGGGUUGAACGCUUUACAGCAGCCGAGUUCAUUGGUGGUGAUGUAUGGAUACCUUCCACAGGGGUGCCUUAUGCUCCAGGCUUCAUAUUCUCAGUUCCAAAAGAAGAUCCAAAUGUGAAAUAUUCUCCCGUUGUACCAGAAGAAAACAGAGAUUUGGGGAAAACCGACCAAAAAGAAUCGUACAUUCCUUCAGAAAAGAAAGACAAAGACAAAGAUGAAGAUAAAAAGAAAGAAAAAGAUGAUGACGAAGAUGAAGACAAAAAGAAAGACAGAGACAAAGAUUCAGACAAAAAGAAAGAUUCAGGUGACGAGAAAGAAAAAUCUUCGGACAACUCCAAAUCUGAUUCUGGAUAUGAUUUUGUAAUCGUUGAGGUUCCCGCGCCAUCUACCAACAGUGACUCAGCCACGGUGCCUAGUUCAAUCGCAGCAUCUCCAUACGCGGCUGCACCAGCUCUUAGCCCAACCUCGCCACCCAAGCAAGAUAAAAAUUCGAUGCUGAAAAAGUUUUUCGGUUGGAUUUAA